Vigna umbellata (rice bean) is the source of this 741-nucleotide messenger RNA. RefSeq names its product cytochrome c6, chloroplastic. NCBI's taxonomy places the organism in Eukaryota, Viridiplantae, Streptophyta, Magnoliopsida, Fabales, Fabaceae. The record is from RefSeq and is a predicted model, not a curated record. Gene Ontology annotation, molecular function: electron transfer activity; iron ion binding; heme binding.
UAAAAAAUAAAUACAUUUGUCAGGCUCUCCUUUGCAGACACACUAUCCAGUUUCAGUCGCGCGUUGAGCCCUUCUUAUGCAUCGAAACAAACGAAAUGAAAGUUGCUUCGUUGAUUUCUGGUUCCACUGAUUACACUCGCCUCUUCUCCAUUAAGGACAAUGCGAUGAGGGAAAAGAAGCCAAUUCUUGCAUGGGAAGAACUGAAGUUCUUCAAGAGUUUGGCUCCUCCUCUUGUGGCUGCUUUUCUUGUCUUAUCUCCAAUUUGCACCACUCCACUUUCAAGUGCUCAAGCCGUAGAUUUUCAGAGAGGAGCCACAUUGUUUCGUCAAGCUUGUAUUGGAUGUCACGAUGCAGGUGGAAACAUAAUACAACCGGGGUCAACUCUAUUUACAAAGGAUUUACAGAGAAAUGGAGUUGAUACAGAAGAAGCGAUUUAUCGUGUCACUUACUAUGGCAAAGGACGAAUGCCAGGCUUUGGUAAAGAGUGCAUGCCACGGGGUCAGUGCACAUUCGGAGCUCGUUUGGAAGAUGAAGAUAUCAAGAUAUUGGCUGAGUUUGUCAAGUUGCAGGCUGAUCAAGGGUGGCCAAGUAUAGACACUCAAGAAAAGUGAUUUAAUUCAUGUUUGGUUCCACUUAUUUGUAAAAUAUAACUGUUUAUUUCUUUUAACUUUUUUUUUUUUGAAAACUUUUGAAAAUAAAUUAUUAUUUAUGCAGUAUUAAGCUGAACAAAACAUGUUGACA